AUGGCUUGGUUGAGUAGUUCCUUUAUUUUUUUAUGUGGUCUGGUAGAGACCAGAGUUUCAAUUACAAAGUUCAAGAGUAUUACAUAUAGGAUAAGGAAUAACUGGGAUUGGACUAACAACUAUAAUGCUGAUAGUGGUGGCCGUAUAUGGUGUGGUUGGGAUCCCAUAAAGAUUGAGGUUACAAUAAUUAUAUCUAAGCAUCAUAUGAUUCUAUUACAGGUGGUGAUUCGAGGAACUGUUACAAAGUUCUUUAUUUCCUUUGUUUAUGCAAAAAAUACUGAUGGAGAGAGGAAGCAGCUAUGGAAGGAUUUAGAGGAUUCUGUCCAGUGGAUUGAUGGACCUUGGUUACUAUUGGGGGAUUGGAAUGUUGUUAGGUACAAUAAUGAAAAGAAGGGAGGUAGAAGACAUGCACCCAGAGUUUUUGCUAGUUUUAAUAAUACAAUUGAUAAAUUGUACUUAACUAAUAUGCCCACAGCCAAUAGUGUUUUUACCUGGUGCAACAAGAGAUACAGCAAUAGAAGGAUUUAUGCUAAAUUAGAUAAAGGUUUAAUGAAUGAAGAUUGGGCUCUUACUUAUCCAGAUUUGUACGUAUUAUUAACACCUCCUUUGACCUCAGAUCAUUGGGGAUUAUGUGUUAAAGUGCCUGUGAACAUUGCCUCAGGUCCUAAACCUUUUAGGUUUUUGUUGAUCUGGAAUAAGCAACCUGUUGUCAAGGACUUGGUAGCUGCUUCUUGGGGUAAACAAUUUAAGGGUGAGCCAAUUGCAAAAUUAAUGGUCAAGUUAAAGCUUUGUAAACAAGCUGUGAAACAGUGGAACAUAGAGAAAUUUGGAUCAGUUUAUGCUGAAGUGAUAUCAUGCAGAAAGAAGUUAGCUGAGAUUCAAGGUGUUUUGGCUGAUGACCCAAUGAAUGAGGAUGUUAUACACAAAGAGGAUGCUGUAGUUACAAAAGAAGAAGUGAAGAGCACUAUUUUUGCAAUGGGAGCUGAUAGAGCACCAGGUCCUGAUGGAUUUUCUGCUAGGUUUUUUCAGCAAUAUUGGAGUAUUGUGGGUGAUGAUUUUACAAAGGCAGUUAUGCAGUUUUUUCAUAAUCCAGUCUUCGGGAAGGGGGUCAAUAGUACAUUUAUCACUUUGAUUAAGAAGAAGAAGGAUGCUAUUAUGGUUGAGGACUACAGGCCUAUAUCUCUCUGCAAUGUUUUUUAUAAAGUGGUAGCUAAGAUCCUUGCUAAUAGACUUGCUACGGUUUUAAGCAAAAUUGUAGGAAAUGAACAAACAGCUUUCAUCUAA
Molecule: messenger RNA, 1284 nt
Organism: Cornus florida
Lineage: Eukaryota; Viridiplantae; Streptophyta; Magnoliopsida; Cornales; Cornaceae
Exons: 2
Coding region: 1-1284 (427 amino acids)
Source: RefSeq, a predicted model, not a curated record